This is a messenger RNA of Ostrea edulis (European flat oyster), 1651 nucleotides long. RefSeq lists its product as uncharacterized. The transcript is spliced from 2 exons. Bases 350 to 1582 code for a protein of 410 amino acids. Lineage: Eukaryota; Metazoa; Mollusca; Bivalvia; Ostreida; Ostreidae. The record is from RefSeq and is a predicted model, not a curated record.
AGCAUCAUAACAACAUGGAAGACUUAACUUCAACUUGAUUGCUCUUUUCUAAGGAAGUACAGGUCAAUAUUUCAGAGGCCUACAUGUACGUAUCAAAUGGGUCUAUCUUUAGAUCAGCGUGUAUGCUUGUGCUUGGUCGAUACCCUACACGAUAUCGGAUCGCGGUGGACUCGAUUUGAAUAUUCAAGCUACAGGAGAUUUGAUGACAGUGGGCGCAUUUCUUAUCUAGAGAUCAGAUCUGAUUAUUUGAUGAGCGAUUUGUUAACAUACAAAAUACUGGACUCAGAGUAGCGAAAAGAGUAAAAUGAAGGAUUUAGACACCACUUGAACAUUGGUCAUUUUUCUGGCCAUGUCCUCUUCAUCUAGUUCAAGUAGUUCUGGAAUUUUUCAAACAGAAAACCGUGCUGCAACUCAAAUCUCGCGCUUGAAACAGGAAUACGACCGGCGGCUUUUGCAUUACGAAAGGGAGUUUGACGUUUCUGUAUCUAGGAUGGUGAACCGUGAAAGGGGACUAAAGGAGUCUAUGCUGGCUUAUACAGAACGCAUGCGCAAAAUUGCAAACGCAAAAACUGGAGUGGAUGGGAUUUUGUCACAUGAGUCAGUACCGUUAUACGUUAGAGCUAAACACAUUCCAAAGUUUCCUUCAACAAAAAAUAGAAGGAGACCAGCGUCGUUUGAUGAACUCGUAGGCAAGAAUGCUAAUUCGAAGUCAACUAAACCUCGAAGAGACAAGCCAAAAUCAGCUUCCAGACUUUCUCUCCCGUCCCUACCCGAUCGGUAUAAUAAAAACCCUCAUCAUGUGAAAAUUAGUUUUGUGAGCGCGUCGGAUUUGUAUGAUAUAGUGGAUUUCAGUAUUAGAAAUAAGGGCAAUAAAGAGGACACGUUGAGAUACUUAGAAAUGGAAAAUGUUCAGAAUCAGAGUCCUUCACCUUCAGACCGUCCUUCAGCUGGUGCAGGGAACAGAAAGACGUCUAGAAACAACAGAGCUACAAGCACUAAUGAAUCGCCUUCCCCUAAAGGCCAGACAGAGUUUAGUGGUUUAGUAACUUUACCACCAAUAGAGAGUUCUGAACAAGAAAAAGAACAGGAAUCCGAAAAUUCUGAUACUAAUAAUGAUAGUCUGGACUUUAACAAAGCAAAUGUAGAAGCUUUCAAGAAAAGACCAAGCCGAGCCAAACGGAUGCAGAUAAACAAGCCCGGUCUCGAUGAUAUUCCAGAAAAUGACGUGGCAUCACAAAAGAAAUUGGCAAAGAGUGAGCGAACACUACCUUCCCCGCCCCCGAAACAAUCCCCAAGAAACAUUAUCAAUAUGCAAUCUCAGCUCGUGGCUAUUCCUGAGCACGAAUCUUCUAGUGAUGAACUAUUAACCUUCGACAAGAAAAGGUUUCGAAAAUUACGUCGGGAGAAUGGACAAAAUGCGACGCCAUUAGUUCGACUGGAACCAUUUUCUCAUUCUGAAAGAAACAGUGUGAAAGAACAGGAUGACACUGAUCAACAUUUGAAAAUGAAAUUAAAAGCACAAAAACGAUUUAAGAAGUUGAUUUUUCUCCGUGAUGUACCGGACAGACAUCAUCGAUUUUAAUGUUUGUUGGUUUAUGUCAACUUCCUAUUACCUCACUUUGUUAAAUCAUUAAAAUGCUCUAAUGUCGUU